Messenger RNA from Lactuca sativa (garden lettuce), 604 nucleotides. NCBI's taxonomy places the organism in Eukaryota, Viridiplantae, Streptophyta, Magnoliopsida, Asterales, Asteraceae. The record is from RefSeq and is a predicted model, not a curated record.
AUGGCUAAGUGCGAAUUGUCAAGCACAUUGAAGAACUUGAAGUUGCCUAAUUGUGGGUAUACGUUGAUUGCGGUUGUUGGUAUUAAGGAUCCGCUUAGGCUAGGGGUUAAGGAAGCAGUGGAGAUUUGUUUAGCAGCCGGGAUUACUGUGUGUAUGGUUACGGGUGAUAAUAUUAACACAACUCGAGCCAUUGCCAAGGAAUGUGGUAUAGUAACUGAAGGUGGGUUAGCCAUUGAAGAGCCAGUGUUUCGAGCUAAAUCAGAUCCAGAAAAGUGUGAACUAGCACCGAGAAUUCAGGUAAUGGCUAGAUCAUCACCAACAGACAAGUUAAAGCUUGUAGAGCAUUUGAGGGGUCUGUAUGAAGUUGUUGCAGUCACAGGUGAUGGGACAAAUGAUGCUCCAACUUUACAUGAAUCAGAUAUCGGAUUCGCCAAGGGUAUAGCAGAAACAUCAUAUAGAUGUUUUUGAUAUUGUUGAUGUAAUUCAAGGCUUGCCAAAUAUGUAUAACCUGGGAUGGAGAAGAGGCAACAUGUAUCAUAGAUGAUUACUACUCUAUUUAAGGUCAUUUGCCAACAUUUCACUUCCCCUGUUUUUUAAUGGUUCA